CAUUCACACAAAGUUUGGCUCUGGCCUUGCGGAGGGAGGGGGCGGCCCGGCCCGGCCCAGCUCUGCCCCCGGCCGGCCCGACCCCGGCCCCGGCCCCUGGACAAGCCCUUAUCUGAUCCCAUUCCGGGUUUAUGAGUCCUGGCCCUGCCUGUCGCACAGCUCCGCUCCUCACUCCAGCCCGCCCCGUCGGUCCAUCUGUCCCGCUGCCCCGCGGCCCAUCGGAAGGGCCACUCCACCCCGGACCCAAGAUGACAUCAGUUGCCAAGGUGUAUUACAGUCAGACCACUCAGACAGAAAGCCGGCCCCUGAUGGGCCCAGGGAUACGACGGCGGAGAGUCCUGACGAAAGAUGGUCGCAGCAACGUGAGGAUGGAGCACAUUGCUGACAAGCGCUUCCUCUACCUCAAGGACCUGUGGACAACCUUCAUUGACAUGCAGUGGCGCUACAAGCUUCUGCUCUUCUCUGCCACCUUUGCGGGCACCUGGUUCCUCUUUGGCGUGGUGUGGUAUCUGGUAGCUGUGGCACACGGGGACCUGCUGGAGCUGGGCCCCCCGGCCAACCACACGCCCUGUGUGGUUCAGGUGCACACACUCACUGGGGCCUUCCUCUUCUCCCUGGAAUCCCAGACCACCAUCGGCUACGGCUUCCGCUACAUCAGUGAGGAAUGCCCGCUGGCCAUUGUGCUGCUUAUCGCGCAGCUGGUGCUUACCACCAUCCUGGAAAUCUUCAUCACAGGUACCUUCCUGGCGAAGAUUGCCCGGCCCAAGAAGCGGGCUGAGACCAUCCGUUUCAGCCAGCAUGCAGUUGUGGCUUCCCACAACGGGAAGCCUUGCCUUAUGAUUCGAGUUGCCAACAUGCGUAAGAGCCUCCUCAUUGGCUGCCAGGUAACAGGCAAACUGCUUCAGACCCACCAAACCAAGGAGGGUGAGAACAUCCGGCUCAACCAGGUCAAUGUGACUUUCCAAGUGGACACAGCCUCUGACAGCCCCUUCCUCAUUUUACCCCUUACCUUUUAUCAUGUGGUAGAUGACACCAGUCCCUUGAAAGAUCUCCCUCUUCGAAGUGGUGAGGGUGACUUUGAGCUGGUGCUGAUCUUAAGUGGGACAGUGGAGUCCACCAGUGCCACCUGCCAGGUGCGCACUUCCUACCUGCCAGAGGAAAUCCUUUGGGGCUACGAGUUUACACCUGCCAUCUCGCUGUCAGCCAGUGGUAAAUACAUAGCUGACUUCAGCCUUUUUGACCAAGUUGUGAAAGUGCCCUCUCCUAGUGGCCUCCAUGACAGCACGGUACGCUAUGGAGACCCUGAGAAGCUCAAGCUGGAGGAGUCAUUACGGGAACAAGCUGAGAAGGAGGGCAGUGCCCUUAGCGUGCGCAUCAGUAACGUCUGAUGGUCUGUUCCCACUUUCCCACCCCUCUUGUCUCUUUUCCUCUUUUCAAUGCCCUGAGUAAAGAGUAUUACCUGGGCUUGCUGGAGAUCCCCAGAAGCACCCAUCCUCCACUUUAAUGCAGUGGCCUGUCAGUAAUCUAGGCCAACUGGGAGUUGAGUUUUCCUCCUACUGCCCCCUUUUGCCUCCCGCUGCUUCCACCCCA
Molecule: messenger RNA, 1590 nt
Organism: Nycticebus coucang (slow loris)
Lineage: Eukaryota; Metazoa; Chordata; Mammalia; Primates; Lorisidae
Gene: KCNJ10
Product: potassium inwardly rectifying channel subfamily J member 10
Exons: 2
Coding region: 132-1388 (418 amino acids)
Biological process (GO): potassium ion import across plasma membrane; regulation of monoatomic ion transmembrane transport
Cellular component (GO): plasma membrane
Molecular function (GO): inward rectifier potassium channel activity
Source: RefSeq, a predicted model, not a curated record